Molecule: messenger RNA, 2972 nt
Organism: Pelodiscus sinensis (Chinese soft-shelled turtle)
Lineage: Eukaryota; Metazoa; Chordata; Testudines; Trionychidae
Gene: KLHDC8A
Product: kelch domain containing 8A
Molecular function (GO): protein binding
Source: RefSeq, a predicted model, not a curated record
UGCUAGGCUAAGCCAACUCCUGCUGUGUCUGAAGAUUCUGGAGUCCCUGCAGCGAGUUACGCAGGCUUGGUUCUGAAGAGACAGACAGUUAUUUUCCAGCUUGUCAGGUCUGACUCAGACAGCUGGGAAGUCAUCAUUCAUGCAAUGAACGCGUUGGAUUUUGCGGCCGAUCUGAUCUACCUGUUCUGUCUAUCUAGAACAAAUCCUCUUUCUUCCACUGUCUUGCUUUUUCACUUCUUUUGUGUCUUGCACAUGCAAACGUGAUGCAGUUUAUUCUCCCUGAAAAGGAAGUUCUUUGGGAACCAGCUCCAGAACACAGCUCCAAGAUCACAGCUGCCAGACCUCAGCUCUGUGCCAAUGACGCUGCCAAAACUGGAAAGUGGAGUCCUCCAGAUGUACCAGACCCUAACUGGCCACUAGGACAGACUGGCUUCUCUCAUCACCUCCAAGGAGCUCAGCAUUUUUGCUAAAAUGAUCAGCAGUCAAGCAGAACAAGACAAACUCGACAAGUUUUUGAAGGGCCUGUCUGCCAUCAUUUGGCUCCAGAGUGAACGUCAAACUGAGAUUAUUAGAUUUGCAUAUAAUGGGAAGUGAAGAUUAGGUCAGCUGGAUUUAUGCAGCCAGUUGAUUUUAUUUCUCCCUCUCCCCCCUCUCGGAAACCCAGUCUGCGUCUGUCUUGGUUUACUUUCCGCUUAGCAAGGGCUGCAACCUCCAGGGAAAAGGAGAGAGACCAAUGCACAGAGAGCGGGGGAAAGAAUGGCUGUUGUGAGAAAUGAGACAGAGGGACGAGGAAGGGGGAGAAAGAUUGAGAGCUACUCUCGCGGCAGCUAGGUAUCCGGACAUUAAAGUUGAAAAGCAUUCUGAGUCAAGAGCAAGUCUUCUUCACAACCCCCCGCUGCCUCUCAAAAACUGACCGGGCUCUGAGGCUGCUCUGGAAAAUGUGCAACUGCAGAAUUAAUGGAGACAUGAUGAAAGCUUAGCCAGCCCCGGGCAGGCAGGACAGAUGCUGCCUCAUCCCUGACCAUCCACGAUGGAUGUCCCCGGUACCAAAGACUUCGAGUGGAAAACCCUCGCGCCCCUUCCCAGCUGCAGGGUCUACUGCUCGCUGGUGGAGGCAGGCGGCCAGGUCUUUGCCAUCGGGGGCUGUGACGACAACGGGGUGCCCAUGAACUGCUUUGAGGUUUACUCCCCCGAAGCCAACCAGUGGAAUUCUCUUCCUCCCAUGCCCACGGCCCGGGCCGGGGUAGCCGUGGCCACCUUGGGCAAGCGGAUCAUGGUGAUCGGAGGGGUCGGGAUGAACCAGAUGCCCUUGAAGAUAGUGGAAAUGUACAACAUAGAUGAGGGCAAGUGGAAGAAGAGGAACUCCCUGAGGGAAGCCGCCAUGGGCAUCUCGGUGACCGUGAAAGACUACAGAGUCUAUGCAGCUGGCGGGAUGGGACUGGACCUGAGGCCUCACAACUAUAUGCAGCACUACGACAUGCUCAAGGACAUCUGGGUGUCGCUCGCGGCCAUGCCCACGCCCAGGUACGCCGCUACCUCCUUCCUGCGGGGCUCCAAGAUCUACGUGCUCGGUGGGAGGCAGUCCAAAUACGCCAUCAAUGCCUUUGAGGUCUUCGACACAGAGACCAGGUCGUGGACCAAGUUCCCCAGCAUCCCCUGCAAAAGGGCCUUCUCCAGCUUCGUGCCCACGGAGAACAACCUCUUCAGCAUCGGGGGGCUGCGGCAGGGCAGGCUGUACCGGCAGCCCAAGUUCAUGAAGACCGUGGAUGUGUUUGACAUUGAGCAAGGCGGCUGGAUGAAGAUGGAGCGCUCCUCCUUCCUGAAGAAAAGGCGAGCGGACUUUGUCGCUGGCUACUUGAAAGGCCGGGUCAUCGUGGCUGGAGGACUAGGGAACCAGCCAACGGUGCUGGAAUCGGCUGAAGCCUUCCACCCGGGGAAGAACAAAUGGGAGAGCCUGCCGCCGAUGCUGACCCCCCGCUGCGCCUGCUCCAGCAUUGUGGUGAAGAACUGCCUGCUGGCCGUCGGCGGAGUGAACCAGGGCUUGAGCGACGCCGUGGAGGCGCUGUGCGUCUCUGACUCCUAGCCGGACUCUUCCCAAUCCCCACCCCUGCAGGGGCCUGCCCGGAGGUCCUGGCAAGGAGGCAGUUGCGAUCGGCCUGGCGUUCUUUGCACCCGCCUCCUCUGCUGCCCCAUCACAGGACGUCCUAAGGAAGACAGGCAGCUCCCCCUUCCUUUAGUCACCCGCCUCUGUAGCUAGCACUGCUGUGAAACUGCUGAGCAACAGGGGCUGCUGAUGCUCUGUUAGCCGGUGUCGGCACCUGGGCACAUCACCCCUUUGUCUCCACCCCUCUCCGGGACCCAACCGGCCUCGGUCCGACGCCAGCCCUGAAUUGCUGAAGAAUGCACCCGCCUGGGACCGUGGGGCUGGAGGUCAACCAGCCUCGGAGCACUUUGGAAAGGGGGGGUCCUCUCUGUCCUCCUGAGAAGGUCCAGGUAGGGGCCUGGCUCAGACGCCCGCCCCAUAGAGCUGGAACAUGGUGCCCCCUGCCAGGGGGAAAGGACUCUUUCGAUCAGGGCAUGCAGGGGGGACGUUCUCCAACCCCCACUCAGCACUGCCGUACCCCCAUGAAAACCUGUAGAGCCAGACAAGCAGGUGAGAGAAAUCCCAUUGAUCCCAUUGUUUGGGCAGAAUGAAGCUUCCUGCUCUGAGUGACGUGACGCCUGCCAGGCGCCCAGGGUGCAAGACGCCCCUCCCUGCGUGGACUCCCUUGGCGAGCGACAGGGGGACUUACUAAUCGUAUAACCCACGUGGAUGGUGCGCUCCCCCAGCCAGCGAGGCGCCAGUCCUAUGCCUGGAUGGACAGCGGCUCCACUGCCCAUGAACGUUGCCGGCACUGCUGGGCGAGCUCUGAGAGAUGGCGACCCGGGGACUGGCUGGGGGGCUAUGUUCAGCAAACGGAGGACUGCAGUUA